Molecule: messenger RNA, 714 nt
Organism: Penicillium canescens
Lineage: Eukaryota; Fungi; Ascomycota; Eurotiomycetes; Eurotiales; Aspergillaceae
Product: glycoside hydrolase family 75 protein
Exons: 3
Coding region: 1-714 (237 amino acids)
Molecular function (GO): chitosanase activity
Source: RefSeq, a predicted model, not a curated record
AUGCAUUAUAUCACCGCCACCACCCUCCUUUCACUAGGCCUUGCCUCAGCCUACAACAUCCCCGAUAACCUGAAGCAAAUCUACAACAGCCACAAAUCCGGAAAUUGCAACAACAAACUCGCAGAUGGCUUCACAGAUGGAAUCAGCGGCGCAUCAACCUUCGCCUACUGCGGCGAUAUCCACGGGGCAAUCUACCUCCACAGCUCCGGUAACGGCGGCCAAUAUGACAACAUGGACGUAGACUGCGACGGUCUGAAUGAUAAGGGCGGAGACUGUGGCUCCGACCCGACUGGGCAGGGCGAAACUGCUUUCAAGGACCAGUUGAGCCAGUUUGGCAUUGAGGAUCUCGAUGCUAAUCUGCACCCCUAUGUCGUAUUUGGUAAUACCGAUUUCGAUCCGCAGCAGUAUGGUAUGGAGCCGUUGAGUGUUAUGGCUGUUGUUUGCAACAAUCAAGUGCUGUACGGUAUCUGGGGUGAUACGAAUGGCGCGGAUUCAACUGGUGAAGCGUCGAUUUCGUUGGCUCAGAUGUGCUACCCCAAUGAUGGUAUUAAUGGUAAUAAUGGACAUACAGAGGAUGAUGUGCUGUACAUCGGAUUCACUGGUCAAGGUGCUGUUCCUGGUAGCAGUGCCAACUGGAAGGCUGGAGAUCGCGAUGCCUUUGAGGAUAGCAUCAAGGGUCUUGGUGACAAGCUGGUUUCUGGUCUCCAGGGGUAG